AUGAAGCUGAUUACUGUCAACUUCUUGGCCUGUGCUGUGAAGGGUUGCAAGGCAGCGCCGGCGUCAUAUCCACUACAUUUUCGAGAUGCCGAACUAGAACUACAAGAACUUGAAUUCCAGCCAGAGUUCAUACUCAACAUCAUUCCUCGGAUUGACUGGGAAGGGAUGCGGGUCAUGGCUAAAGAGCUUGGUUUUCCUAAUAUCCCUGAUAAUAAGCCUGAAGGAGAUGCCCUCAAAGAUGAACGACUGCUUAAGGAACUUCACCGAUUACUGUUGGAGACUCAGGUUGUCGAAGGAAGGCUUUGCUGCGGGAAUUGUGGUCAUGAGUACAUGAUCAAGGAAGGAAUUGCCAAUUUCCUUCUUCCUAGUCAUCUGGGUCUGGUGAUCCCCUCCAUUGCAUUUCUGAACGCCUGCUAA
Messenger RNA from Aspergillus ibericus CBS 121593, 417 nucleotides. RefSeq names its product RNA methylation protein TRM112. Gene Ontology annotation, biological process: rRNA (guanine-N7)-methylation; tRNA methylation; peptidyl-glutamine methylation. The coding region runs from base 1 to 417 and encodes 138 amino acids. NCBI's taxonomy places the organism in Eukaryota, Fungi, Ascomycota, Eurotiomycetes, Eurotiales, Aspergillaceae. Gene Ontology annotation, molecular function: protein heterodimerization activity. The record is from RefSeq and is a predicted model, not a curated record. The transcript has 2 exons.